GUUCAGUAACCGCUGGGAGAGUGCCAACUACCACAGCAACGGGAUAAUAAAAAAGCUGACAUCAACCCUCGGAUGCUGGUCGAGAUUCAGACUGCUUGGUAGGGGCAAGGUCUCAUUGCGACUCGAUCGCGGACACCCAUCCCGUGCUGCUCUUGUCAUGUCCUGACCUUCAUUCGCGUCACACGAGCUGUGCCGGAGCGUUACAAAAGACGCGCGUAGCUUGUGAGGAAUGACCCACUCUCCCAAAGCUCGCCUUUUUUUCGAUUUGCGCCCCUUCACCCAAUUUAAAGAACCGCAGCAAGAAAGUUUCCUCAAAAGAAACCCCUUCGCACCCUGCCACGUGCCACAUUAUGAUGUUUCCAUCGGCACGCUUGGUCGUGGUCAUCUGCCUAGCCAUCGUCGCGUCAAGCACAGCUUUGCCCAACACCGCAGCGCAGGCUCCUGGUAUAGGUCCUCCAUCUGGCUGGUUCGACGUUGAGGCCAGCACAAGCGAAGCCAAGCCAGCAGGGCAAAACACGUCCAUGCCGACCAGCUACGAGGCUGGGGAGGCGAGUAGCAAGCUGCACGAGAUGCUCAAAGCUCCGCCAGGAUCCGUGGCCGAAAAGUUUGCUCGCAAUAAUGCGAAAUUGAUGGAUACUCGUAUCUUGCCCGAAGCGGCCUUUGGACUCAAGGCAGGCGAAGUCAAGGUGCUGCGCUCUGCAGGUGGCCGGGUGCCAGACCUGCUGCGCAGCAUUCAUCUUGCUCAACAUGUUUUGGGCGCCAAGGAAAUCAUCCUCAUGCACCACACCAAGUGUGGUCUUUUGCACGCUAGGGACCAAGACAUACGCAAGACGCUCGUCGAGAAGAUCGGCCGUCGUGUCAAGCCGUUUGCGGAUGUGAUGACGUACUUUGGAUUCGAGGACCUCCACCAAUCUGUCCACGAUGACAUUGCGCUGCUCAAGAACGAUCCGCUGGUCGAUACGACGCUGAUUACGGGCUGGAUCCAUGACGUAGAUACCGGCAACGUGACUCGCGUGGCGUGAGCAAGGUCCAGCCGACUUCGAGACUUGCUGGAACGUGCUCGGAUGUUUGCGGCCCGUGGUAGCGCUCGAGUUGCCGCAGUGUGGAUGUCGAUGCAUGAUGUGCGAUCGACGCGGAG
This is a messenger RNA of Ceraceosorus guamensis, 1138 nucleotides long. Its product is annotated as carbonic anhydrase. Bases 351 to 1022 code for a protein of 223 amino acids. The record is from RefSeq and is a predicted model, not a curated record. The transcript has 2 exons. NCBI's taxonomy places the organism in Eukaryota, Fungi, Basidiomycota, Exobasidiomycetes, Ceraceosorales, Ceraceosoraceae. Gene Ontology annotation, molecular function: carbonate dehydratase activity; zinc ion binding.